CCAGUUAGGCUCCUCCCCCACAGGACAAGGUGCGAGGAAGUUCAAAAUCUGUGCGGACAUCUGCCUUCCAUCCUCACACAGACACACACAGACACACACAGGCAGCACAGAGGUCCACACACACACACAGACACACACAGACACACACACCUGGCUGCUGAAGUCAUGUCAGGAACACAAAGAACACUCACUCAAAAUCCUCUGGAGAAAAUUUGGGUGCCAUCAUUGAAAAGCAGACUGAGUCAACGCAGGGGCUCGUCGGUGCCCCAGUUCACCAACUCUCCCACCAUGAUCGUGAUGGUGGGACUCCCGGCCCGAGGGAAGACCUACAUCUCCAAGAAGCUCACCAGAUACCUGAACUGGAUCGGAGUUACCACCACAGUGUUCAACGUGGGCCAGUAUCGCAGAGACGCUACCCGCUCCUACAACAGCUUCGAGUUCUUCAGACCAGACAACGCAGAGGCCAUGAAGAUACGCAAAGCCUGUGCUGUGGCUGCCCUGAAGGACGUGUGUGAUUACUUCACCAGGGGGAUGGGGCAGGUCGUGGUUUUCGAUGCCACUAACACAACCCAGGAGCGGAGAGAGGUCAUCCUCAGCUUCGCCAAAGAAAACGGUUACAAGGUUUUCUUUGUAGAGUCGAUAUGUGACGAUCUAGACAUCAUUGCUGCGAAUAUUAAACAAGUGAAGCUGAGCAGUCCAGACUACGUAGACUGUGACAAAGAGGAAGCUGUGACCGACUUCCUCAAGAGGAUCGAAUGUUACAAGUUGACGUAUCUGCCCCUGGACGACGACAAGGACAGGAAUCUGUCUUACAUUAAGAUCUUCAACGUGGGCAGCAGGUACCUGGUGAACCGGGUCCAGGACCACAUUCAGAGCCGGAUCGUCUACUACCUCAUGAACAUCCACGUCACCCCCCGAUCCAUCUACCUGUGUCGCCACGGAGAGAGCGAGCUCAACCUCGUGGGUCGGAUCGGGGGGGACUCCGGGCUGUCCCCCCGCGGGGCUAAGUUUGCCAGUGCUCUGGGUGCCUACAUGCGAGGGCAGUGCAUCAGUGACCUGAAGGUGUGGACCAGUCACAUGAAGAGGACCAUCCAGACGGCCGAGGCACUGGGAGUCCAGUACGAGCAGUGGAAGGCCCUCAAUGAGAUCGAUGCUGGUGUGUGUGAGGAGAUGACCUAUGAGGCCAUUCAGGAGAAUUACCCAGAGGAGUUUGCACUGAGGGACCAAGACAAGUAUCGCUACCGCUACCCUAAGGGAGAGUCCUACGAGGACCUGGUCCAGCGCCUGGAGCCGGUCAUCAUGGAGCUGGAGAGGCAGGAGAACGUCCUGGUCAUCUGUCACCAGGCGGUCAUGAGAUGUCUGCUCGCCUACUUCCUGGACAAGAGCGCCAAUGAGCUCCCGUACCUGAAGUGUCCUCUGCACACGGUUCUGAAACUCACCCCCGUCGCCUACGGUUGUAAGGUGGAGUCUGUCUUCCUCCACAUUGAAGCUGUCAACACACACAGAGACAAGCCCGAGAAUGUGGACGUGGACAGAGACCCAGCGGAGGCGUUAGAGACGGUGCCAGACCACAUCUAGAGGAAUCAGACCCGCGAGCUGGUGCCAGCUCCACCCACCAGCUCCACCCACCAGCUCCACCCACCCUGAUGGACGCAGCUGGUUUCAGCUCCACCCACCCUGAUGGACGCAGCUGGGUUCAGCUCCACCCACCAGUAUGGACGGAGCUGGUUUCAGCUCCACCCACCCUGAUGGACGCAGCAGGUUUCAGCUCCACCCACCCUGAUGGACGCAGCUGGUGUCAGCUCCACCCACCCUGAUGGACCGAGCUGGGUUCAGCUCCACCCACCCUGAUGGACGCAGCAGGUUUCAGCUCCACCCACCCUGAUGGACGCAGCUGGUUUCAGCUCCGCCCACCCUGAUGGACCGAGCUGGUGUCAGCUCCACCCACCCUGAUGGACGGAGCUGGGUUCAGCUCCACCCACCCUGAUGGACGCAGCUGGGUUCAGCUCCACCCACCCUGAUGGACGCAGCUGGUGUCAGCUCCACCCACCCUGAUGGACGCAGCUGGGUUCAGCUCCGCCCACCCUGAUGGACCGAGCUGGGUUCAGCUCCACCCACCCUGAUGGACCGAGCUGGUGUCAGCUCCACCCACCCUGAUGGACGCAGCUGGUUUCAGCUCCACCCACCCUGAUGGACCGAGCUGGUGUCAGCUCCACCCACUCUGAUGGACCGAGCUGGGUUCAGCUCCACCCACUCUGAUGGACGCAGCUGGUGUCAGCUCCACCCACCCUGAUGGACGCAGCUGGUGUCAGCUCCACCCACCCUGAUGGACCGAGGCCUUAUUUUUAACUGAAGUAAUUAUAGUGAUUUUUGUUAAUGUGUAAAACUCCUCGAUAAUGAGAGGGAGACAUUUAUCAGCCUCUUUCCAUUGUAAAUGCACUUUAUUUAUAAUGUAGGGCUCAGGCCAAAUGUCAGGAAGAGGAGGCGUGGCUUAAACACGUGAAGCGGGGAAACGGCUAGCUUCGCUAUGUUCGAAGGCUAGUUAACGCUAGUUAAAGCUAGUUAAUGCUAGCUGGUUAAAUUAAGCUAAACAUUUAACACGCUGUGACUCGGUUAACGUCUCCAAAGAGAAAACUAAACCACGUGUUUUUGUUUCCUUCCGACAGCGGCUAGCCAUUUCCCUGUUUACGUGAUCUUUAUGCUAAAUCACCUGGUUUAUCGCCUCACGUUUAGCACACACACACACAUAAGUGGUAUCGAUGACACCAUGAUGUGCCUCACGUAAUUUAAAAGAUACACAACUCUAUGCACCCGACAGGCAGACACACACUAGGUGUAGUGUGUUUGUGUUGUUGUAUGUUUUUAAUGGACCUCAGUCAUUUUAAUAAGUAACACAAGGGAAUCUGGUGCAAUACUAAUAAUUGUGGUGCAACUUGUCAGUUUUUAAAAUAUGAACAUUCUUCUGAAAUGACUGUGAAACCUUGAAACCACGUGGACCGUGAUCUGGGGUCAGUUUGACAGAGGGACGGCCCCUGGUUCCCUGUGGCUCACACCAGUGAUCACAGGGAACCAGUGAUCAUGAAGCUGGUUCCCUGUGGGUCACACCAGUGAUCACAGGGAACCAGUGAUCAUGAAGCUGGUUCCCUGUGGCUCACACCAGUGAUCACAGGGAACCAGUGAUCAUGAAGCUGGUUAACUGGGUCGGACUCGUCUGGUCAAUAUCACCAGAGACCAAACAGCGACACCUGGUGACAAAUCUGGGUACUGCAGUAGUAAAAAAAAGGAUAGAUCUGUAAAGGGAUGUAGAAACUAUAUAAGUAAUAAUCCAUCCAAUGAAAUAGUAUGACAUUGUAAUUAUUAUUACAAGCAAAAUAAGAUAGUAAAAUAUUCAUGAAAGUGUGAUUUACCACAUUAUGACAAUUUUAUAUGCAUCUAUAUUAAUGGUCCACUAGGCUGUUGGUGGUGAAAUGAUGUUAUAACCCAGAGUUAAACUUCUAUCCCUCCUGAAGGAGCCGGUAUGAUUUGACAACAUGGGAAACAAAGAUCUUCAUCAUUGUCAGGAGACAUAAAUAACUUGAGCUCAAAAAAGGUCUUCAGCUUUAUGACAGAGCCGCUCACACGUCUCUACAACCGUGAUGUUGUGGGUCAGAGGCAGCUCAGUUCGGAUCUCACGUUAAAGUGCGUCAGCUUCAUAACACGACAACAGUUCAGACCAAAGACAGUUGGACAACGUGCUGACGUCCAAACUGGCCCCAGGUCUGUGCUUCUAGUAGCUGGAACUCUUACAGCUUGUUUGUGUGACCUGAGGGAUCAACAGAAAAGAGUCUUCUCUUCAGAAGAUCCUCGUUUAAAAAGAACCUGGAUGACUGUAAAUAAAUAAAUGUACUUCUUCCCACACAAUGUGACUAGUGUCAGAUUUAACCUCGUCAUCUUUUUAAAAACCUGUUCAGUUGUAGGAAGUGUCACAGCAGUGAAGCUGUCCUGCUGCUGUGUCCCGAGCUCUGUGAUGGACGCUGCGACAGGACACUGUCCUUGUCCAAUGUGAGUGUGUGAGUGAAAAGAACAUGUCAAUCAAUGCAAAUCACUGAUGUUGAAUCUUAUAAAAAGAUUUUAUUUUCUGAACUUGAACUGUGACGUCCAGACAAUAAAAUGAGAACUGAAACGUU
Pleuronectes platessa (European plaice) is the source of this 4166-nucleotide messenger RNA. Its product is annotated as 6-phosphofructo-2-kinase/fructose-2,6-bisphosphatase. Lineage: Eukaryota; Metazoa; Chordata; Actinopteri; Pleuronectiformes; Pleuronectidae. Gene Ontology annotation, biological process: fructose 2,6-bisphosphate metabolic process; fructose metabolic process. The coding region runs from base 166 to 1578 and encodes 470 amino acids. Gene Ontology annotation, molecular function: ATP binding; 6-phosphofructo-2-kinase activity; fructose-2,6-bisphosphate 2-phosphatase activity. Gene Ontology annotation, cellular component: cytosol; 6-phosphofructo-2-kinase/fructose-2,6-biphosphatase complex. The transcript is spliced from 14 exons. The record is from RefSeq and is a predicted model, not a curated record.